Messenger RNA from Chinchilla lanigera (long-tailed chinchilla), 713 nucleotides. Its product is annotated as translation initiation factor IF-2-like. NCBI's taxonomy places the organism in Eukaryota, Metazoa, Chordata, Mammalia, Rodentia, Chinchillidae. The record is from RefSeq and is a predicted model, not a curated record.
AUGAGGACACAGAUGGAGCGAGUGGCUGCUUGGCUCCACCCCAAGCCCCCUGCCCUGUUGAGCUGCGACAGCCCCACACGCAGCGGUGCCGGUCAUUCCUGGGCUGCAACUUCCAAAACCGCGAGGCAGAAUAAACUUCUCUCUUAUUCGCUCAACGGUCUCAGGCAUCUGCCCGCGAGAUGCCCUGACCUGGUCCCUCGCCUCUCUGCGCCUGUCUCCUCUGCUCCGGUUACUAUCACGUGGGGCGCUUUGCACAUCCACGGCGGAGAGAAAAGUGGGUUUGGGAAGCUGAAUUUAACCGGCAGGAAGGCUUUCCCACACCGACAGGCAGAGGGCGGCGAGCGGAGCCGCGGGGCCACGCUCCAGGGCUUUCGGCCAGCGGAGGCGGGGCGGCGCGUGGGCGUGGGAGGCGGCCCUGCCCUCCCGGGCCUUAGCCGCAUGCGCGCAACCCGCGGCUCGGGUUCCGGGGCGAACUCUCCGCGCCCGGCGCGCGCGGGACGGAGGGUGGAGGGAGCUGAAAGCCGAGGAGCGGGGCAGACGCCGGAACGGGAGCCCUGGGCCGAGGCGACCGCCGGGGGUGGCAGGGAGGAAGAGCCCCCUAGCCUAGCGCCACCCAAGUCGACAGGGAUAAACAGACACGCCCUGUGCUCCCCAGCUCGCCCGCGGUGGACCCGGCCCCCGCGACGCCGCGACCGCGCCGCAGCCGCCCAGCC